Molecule: messenger RNA, 1353 nt
Organism: Chelonus insularis
Lineage: Eukaryota; Metazoa; Arthropoda; Insecta; Hymenoptera; Braconidae
Product: SKP1-like protein 17
Exons: 3
Coding region: 559-1077 (172 amino acids)
Biological process (GO): SCF-dependent proteasomal ubiquitin-dependent protein catabolic process
Cellular component (GO): cytoplasm; nucleus
Molecular function (GO): cullin family protein binding
Source: RefSeq, a predicted model, not a curated record
CUUGAAAUAUUUGAAUAUAGAUAUUUGUUGAUCAACUGCACACGUGUCAUUGAGAUAUACGUAUUACGAGUCAACACCAUAACCUUUUAAAAUUUAUUUUUACUAUUUAAUGUGUUAUGGUGUUGAUGAACUAAACCAUUUUUUCUAUGUGAUAUCAUGUUUUAAUAUAAAAUAUUAUUUUAUUUGUAACAACGAUAAGUUUUUAGUGAGCAAAAAAUUGUUGGCAGAGUUGAUAUUGUGAGUUUUAAUUACCUUUUAUUUUGUUAAUAUUAUAUUAAUUUCAUUACAUUGAAAAAUUUUUACUUCAGAUGUUAAAUGACAACGGAACAUAUAUUCUCAAGGUUUCGUGAUUUUUCCUAGGGACAAAUGUAUAUUGGGCAAGAACAUUAUUGUCAAGAAUCAUUUAUUGAGACAAGUAUUUGAAUAUCAUUAAUGUAGAAAGUAUUAAUGAUUCUUAUGUUAUUGAAUCUAUAACGUAAUUUAAUUUAUGCAAACUAAUUUUGGAUGAAUUAAAGUAGUGUUCAAAAAUAAUAAUACGUUAUAUAUAAAAAAAGAAAGAUGGCUGGUAAAGAAGAAAAAGCAAAAGAUGGUAAUCAAGAAAUAGAGUUGAUAAGUUUAGAUAAAAUAAGUUUUAAAGUCAAGGCAAACUUACUACAAGAAUUUCCUUGGUUUGCUGGAAUGAUUAAUUUUGAACCAGACAAAAAUGUCUUUGACUUCAAACGUGUAGAUGGAGAAACUUUAGGAAAAAUUAUAGAAUGGAUGGAAUAUGAAGGAAAAGGAGAGAUGCCUGCAUUAAUUGAUCCUGAUACGAAAUUACAAAGACAAUUAACACCGUGGGAGGAAAAUUUUUUAGCAAAUAUUGAUGAUAAAAAGCUAGUACAACUAAUGAUACAUGCUGAUUAUUUUGAUAUAAAAAAUCUUCUGGAGAUAUUGACUUUCGUUACAUCACAAAAAAUUGUAUUAUAUCCCAUUGAACAAAUACGAGUUAUGUUUGAUAUCAAAGAGUCAGGAUAUACACCACAAGAAGAACAAAAACUUGAGAGCGAGAUACAAUGGGCUGUUAGAUUCCAAGAUUAAAUAAUAUAUUAAUAUUUCAAAAUAUGCAUAAUAAUUAAAUAAUUUAUUUAAAUUAUAUUUUUAGAAAUAAAGUUAAUGAAAAAAUUGUCAUUUAAUAAAUUUGUUAUCGAUAUUGAUGCAUGAUAUCACCCUAUGACAUUCCAGAUAAAUAUGUACAAGUGUGUAUAGUGUAUGUCAUGUAUAUGUAUAUAGCAACUAAAAUCACGUGGCUCUUGUAACAAUUAUUUAUUGUGUAUUAUAAAGUAGUAAAUGAAUAAUAACAAACUUCUUAAUAAA